Mesorhabditis belari is the source of this 492-nucleotide messenger RNA. NCBI's taxonomy places the organism in Eukaryota, Metazoa, Nematoda, Chromadorea, Rhabditida, Rhabditidae. The record is from the annotation of a GenBank genome assembly.
AUGCCCAGAGAGGAAACAAAAGAGGAGGAAGAAGAGCGCAAGGCUCGCAGCGCCUACGAUUUGGUUCGGCUUCGUUUAAAAAGACUCGAGCAGAAUAUUCACAAGCCAGUCGUGAUUCCAGCAAUGCAAGAAAAGCUUGUUGCUCCCAAGCCGCCACCCGAAUUUGUCCGUAAUGUUGUUGGUUCCUCGGCUGCAGCUGGAAGUGCUGAAUAUCACAUUUACAGGAAUAAUCGACGAAAAGAAUACAAUCGGAUCGAUUACAUCAACGCCAAAGCCAAGCUGGAAGAAGAAGCAGCUGAUUUCGCAGCAAAACAAGCGGAUGUCCAAGAAGAAGAGGAUGACCGUACCGCAAAGAAACGAGCAAAACGGCAGCGACUAAAGGAAAACAAAAAGAAGAAAAAGAAGCCAAAGCGAGAAAGCGGUGAAGAUAGCUCGGAUGAUGAAGAAAGCGAAUCAGACGAGGAAGCUAAAGUCGUGAAAACGGACGCCGUA